AUGCGAUUCCACUCCAUCACGGCUGUUGCUGCAACCGUCGCGUAUCUUCAGCGUCCUUCUGGGGUAUCCGGUUUUGCUACGGCAGAUGUGAACGAUCCGACUCCGGCUCUUGACAACCACACCGCCGUUGUCGAUAAAAUGAGCUUGCGGGCUUCAGACGCCAUAAAUGGAGAAGAGAGGACACUAAAAGACGUAAUGGUUGAGCUAGUUCGCGCGGUCGGCCGACGAACCGAUUUGAAUCGCCUUCCCAGCUGGUCGAUGAUCUUUUUGCAGCACUGGUGGGAUCACGGUAGAUCCAUUGACGACCUCGCGAGGUCACUGAAGCUAUCGAUUGACACUCGCGAAACCGUUGAUUAUUUCAAGACUGGCGACUUUCGCAAGAUGGAGGUGCUAGAAUUCUACAUCAGCUUUGUCAACGUGAAGAAAGGAGGCAAGCAUAAGCUGAUUGAGACGCUGACGAAGAACUUCGGUGACCUGCACCUGUCAACACUCUUGAUGAAUUCGAUCCGAUCUCGCAAUCCGGAUACCGCUGGUCGUGCAGCACAAUUGCAGCAAGAAAUGAUGACAGGCUGGGCGAAGAGAAAGCUGACCGGUGAAAACGUGUGUGCCAUGAUGGAGCUCGAGAAGAAAGGGAUAGAUUUUUUUACCAGCACCGAGCUCUUGACAUUGGAACGAUAUGUGGAGCAUCUUCAGCUAGAACGCGUGCUGUACAAGGCUGACUUCGUACGGCUCCGGGAUGGAACUGAGAUGAGUCAGGAUGACUUUGAGCUGCUCCAAAAUCAAAUCGUUCUGAACAUUUUGACCGAAGCUUUUGGUGGUGAAGAGGAAUUUGCAAUGCUCGCUAGCGCAAAGCUUAUCAAGAGUCAUCAUCCGAUGGUCGGAAAGUAUCUUGAUACGUUGCUGCUGCGCUGGAAGAUGGCACAGAUAGAGCCAGACCAUUUGUUGAAGACCAAGUUCUUAGUGAUGCAUCCAACAGAAGGCCAAAGCAGAACGGUGGCAUUUAUUCGCCGCCGUUACCGCGGAUACUUUUAUCGGGACAUUUAUUCAUUACCGAUAAUCGUGCGAACUCAAAUGCGUCACCGGGGAAUCAGUUAG
Molecule: messenger RNA, 1095 nt
Organism: Peronospora matthiolae
Lineage: Eukaryota; Oomycota; Peronosporomycetes; Peronosporales; Peronosporaceae
Source: the annotation of a GenBank genome assembly